Messenger RNA from Oryzias melastigma (Indian medaka), 1140 nucleotides. It is a transcript of the gene mrpl20, whose product is annotated as mitochondrial ribosomal protein L20. Lineage: Eukaryota; Metazoa; Chordata; Actinopteri; Beloniformes; Adrianichthyidae. The transcript has 4 exons. Gene Ontology annotation, biological process: translation; ribosomal large subunit assembly. The record is from RefSeq and is a predicted model, not a curated record. Gene Ontology annotation, cellular component: ribosome. Gene Ontology annotation, molecular function: structural constituent of ribosome; rRNA binding. The coding region runs from base 594 to 1043 and encodes 149 amino acids.
GAUGGAUUUCAGAUUGUAUGUUGAAUCAGUUAUUUUAAAAAAGAGCAGUAAAAUGUCUUUUUGUUUCCUGCAUAAAAUAAUUUAAAAUGUUAAAUCUAUAAUACUUUGUCAAUUCUAGUUUUACAUACAUGUUCUGUAGUUUUAUUUUUUCAUUCCUACCUUUAGCACUUUCUUUUAUUUUUUAUUCCUUGAAUGUUAGUAUUUUUGUACCAUUAUAUUUGACAUGUACAAUAAAGUUUCUUAAAAAAAAAAAAAAAAAUCAGAAUGCCCCGGAUGUUGAUCCUUCGUUUUCCGCCUUACAAGCCCAAACAGUAGAAUUCACCUUCAAACGUAGUUCUGAUUUGUCAACUUUGUUACAUUUUGUUUUCUAAAACCCACGCGUGGAAUAAUUGAGUUCAUUUUUAGUCUGUGUCUCACAUGCAGACUAUGUUUUAACGUGGAGUAAAAACCGAACGUACCCUUUUCGCGUUAGCUAACACCGCUGCGGCGCGUGAACCCCAGUGUCCGCACGUGAGGCUUCUUUGAGGUCAUUUAAACUCCGUAUGUUAAGGCCGACAGAGACAACCGUGGAGUGAACGUGUAAACGCACAAUAAUGGUGUUUUUAACACUACCCCUUUGGAUUCGUAACCGGGGACCGGACCGGUUCUGGAAGGUCCAAGAUCUUCUCAAGCAUGCUCGGCACUUCAGGGGCAGGAAGAACCGCUGCUACAGUCUGGCUGUGCGGGCGGUCAGGAGGGCGUUCGUUUACGCCACCAAAUCACGAAAACUGAAGAAACGCAACAUGAGGACGUUGUGGAUCUCACGCAUCGCUGCAGCGACACGGGAGCACGGCAUGAAGUAUCCUGCCCUCAUACACAACCUCACAAAGAGCAGCGUUCAGCUCAAUCGACGAGUGAUCAGCGAUCUGGCCAUCACAGAACCCAGGACCUUCCAGUCGCUGGCAAAAAUAGCAAAAGCUCGGCAGCAAGAAGGCUUCCGUGCCGCGCUGGGCGAUGGCAAAGAACCUCCUGGAGUCCUCUCCCGCAUUGUUAUGCUGCAGUAAAAGACUAUUUAUCGUCAUGGCGUCACAGAGCACCUCUGAUGUCAGAAAAACACAUUUUUUUGCUUUUGUUAUUACAUAAAGAUACUUAAACUCCAAA